AAGACAAUAAAGAGGAACCUUUUCGAAUACUUAUAGAUUCGUAUUUAAGAUAUCUCAAACAUAUUAUUCAAAGCGAACACGGAAGCAAAAAAGAAAAGGCACAACUACUUGUAGAUAAAUAUAAAGAGGGUACACGACCUGAUUACCAUCUGGCAAAAAGUUGGAGGCAAUUGCAAAAAUUUAACAAUAUGCGCGAAACUCCGAAUACCGAGAUUAAUAUCCAAAGUAUUUGGUAUGGCAAUGAAAUUCAGGGUGAUGCAACAAUUUCGAACCAGGGAAAUGCCAAUAACGUUCAAAAUUCUAUGGGGAAACGAAACUCUGAUUCUUAUGAUGACGGUUCAACUGAGACAGACAUUUCCUGUUCAGAAAACAAGAAAGUGUAUGACGAUGAAUUUCUUGAAAAUGUUCAACUUCUCUUUAGUGAAUCUAAUGAAGAAUCAAUUAUCGAAAAAAUUGAUGAGAGUUCUCUAUUGAACGAAAUUCGAUUGCCAUCAGUAAACGUUAACAAUAAAAUAUCAGAGGAGUUCCUUGAUACAAAUAUUAUCGAAGCAUUUAACAAAUAUCAAAAAAAGAUACCAAAAACUCGCAAAGCUUUGACCCCUGCGUAUUGGGGGAUAUUGGAUCUGACGAAGGAGAGUCUCAAAAACUCAGGUAUAAAGGAUAUGGAUAUACAAAAAUUAUCUCAGGAUUUUUCGAACAAAAUUGAAUGGAAAGAUAUUACAGCUCCAAAAGAAGUUCAAGAAUAUUUCGACGGAAAUUGUGUUGACAUUUAUAAUAUCGAUGUCAUCAAAAAAUUAGACAGGAACGUGCAAUUUAUGGUAGAUAAAUUGCCCAAGCUACGAAAGACAUGCACCGAAGAAGAGUUAAAAAUGUCAACAACAUUUCCAUUGUUUUCAGGAAUUUUCAAUUCGCCGAAUAUAAAUAAUUCUUGGGGUGAGAUUCAAGCAAUCUCGACAAAUAAAGCACGGAAUGAAGAACAAAAUCCCUUCACAAAGACUAGAAUUGGACACAAGGUUGACAUGAAAGGAACCUUAAUCAAAACACCGAAUAAAUUUGAGAUAAUCUAUGGCGAAGUUUCCGGUGGUUUGACUUCUUUCGGCUUGCCUGCUUCCUGUAGGAAAAAACAAUACGUGGACAAAGUAAAACUUAUGGUGAUGUUAAGGGACAGUCUGAAUCAAUUCUUUAAAAACUAUUUGCACGUAACAGACGAACAACGUAAAAAGUUGAUAGUCUACGGUUGGUUGCAAGUUGGAGUUGAACUAAGCUUUUACGCUAUGGAUUGGAUUGGAUGCGGAAUAUACAGAUUUGGUAAAAUAGAUAAGUGCGAAUUAUCGGUUGAUGAAGAUGAUUUAAGCAUCCUUGAGGAUGCAUAUUGCAUUCUUAGGUUGCUAGAGUCGAAAUCGCUUGAAUCAGGAAAAAUCAUAAAAGAAAUCUUACAAAAUAAUACAAAAAACAAAAGAAGACGUAUGAUGUCAGAAAGUGAUCCUCAUUUAAAUAAGAACCGAACUCCUAUUAAAUAG
Funneliformis mosseae is the source of this 1520-nucleotide messenger RNA. The record is from the annotation of a GenBank genome assembly. NCBI's taxonomy places the organism in Eukaryota, Fungi, Glomeromycota, Glomeromycetes, Glomerales, Glomeraceae.